This is a messenger RNA of Amphiprion ocellaris (clown anemonefish), 792 nucleotides long. It is a transcript of the gene hoatz, whose product is annotated as HOATZ cilia and flagella associated protein. The record is from RefSeq and is a predicted model, not a curated record. The transcript has a single exon. Bases 83 to 550 code for a protein of 155 amino acids. NCBI's taxonomy places the organism in Eukaryota, Metazoa, Chordata, Actinopteri, Pomacentridae. Gene Ontology annotation, biological process: cilium assembly.
UCCAUGGUGACCCGGCAAACAACGAAGCUAGCUAAUAAGCUAAGGGUUUUCAAAGUUAACAGGUUUCUGCCCUGAAAAUAAAAUGUCUGUUCAGGCUGAGGCUCAGGAGCAGGAGGAGUUUGACAAACUCUUCACCGUGUUUGACGGCUCUUCACCGGAGGACGUGUCACACGCCCGGCAGCUGUGGAGCUCUCUGUCCCUGCUGCCGCCGCUGGAGUCCCGCCUGGUGUCGGCUGAUAUCCGCCAGAGGCUGCCGGUGUCCCGGCCGCAGCGCAGCACCACCGCCGGAGCCAAACCUUCCGCUUCGGAGCCUCCGAGUGUCCACGAUGCUCGGCAGCUGCAGGAAGAGAGGCGGCGGUACGCAGCCAUGGCCGACCAGAGGAAGGAGAUCCAGGCUCUGAUGAGGAGACAGAGGGAGCAGAGGAUUCAGAAGGAGCUGCUGUCUGUGGCCUUCAAACCUAAGGUGAAGGUCUUCAGAGAAAACAUGAGGAAACCACAAGAAGCUUCAGAGACUGAGAUGGACAAGGAGCUGGUGAAACAGCUUCAGUAAAAAAAAAAAAAAAAAAAAAAUUUUAAAAAAGGACUGAUAGAGAUACAGAUAUGUCAAAAUGAAACGUCAGUUUAAUGCUGUGAAAUGAUAUAUUGGUCUUUUUAAUGCUGCACAUAUAUGGAAAUUAAGUUUAUUGUGUUUCCACAUUGAAUUCCUAAAAUACAAACUGAACACUAAACAUGUUCAACUGUAGCCAAGUGGGGACAGGAGGUUAAGUAAUAAAGUAAAUAUAUUUAGUAUAA